Caenorhabditis angaria is the source of this 1527-nucleotide messenger RNA. The record is from the annotation of a GenBank genome assembly. NCBI's taxonomy places the organism in Eukaryota, Metazoa, Nematoda, Chromadorea, Rhabditida, Rhabditidae.
AUGUAUCACCAAUAUGUGCAAGUUCCAAUUGAUUCAACCCAGCCAUUGUUAUGGUCUGUGACCCCCAUUUUGGUUCAAGCUCAAGUUGAAUAUGUGUAUGGAUAUCAACCAUGUGCUCCUGUUUUUGUGCCAGUUUUUCAACAACAACCAGCCUAUUUUAAUGAUAAUGUUCAUUACUAUCAACCUCAACCAGAUCAUUGCGAAUAUUAUUAUCAAGGGAAUAAUGAUGAGAAUGCUAGAAGAUCAACAUCUCCAAUUUCAUCUGGAUCGAUUAGCGAUCUUUCACGUGCUUCUUCAACUUCACCAGUUGAAUAUAAAGGAACCGUGUAUUACUCCAAUCCGACUUCAAACUGUGAGUUUUUUAUCAGGAUAUCAACUUUUUGUAUUUUAUUGUGAAAAAUAAACACUUCAGACAUUUGACAAUAGUAUUGUUUUUCAGACGAUUAUAACCAAGAACACAACGAUGUUCCACUUAUCAGUGAACAAGGAAUACUGUUUGUGCUCAAAAAUAAAUUGAGAUCCAAAACAGAAGACCUAAUCAAAUCAGGAUAUCCAUAUUUUGAAGGUAGAAAAAUUGAAGCAACAAUUCAACCAACACAAUAUAAUAUUAUGAAGAAAAAUUGGAUUGAGAUAGAAGAUCAAAUGCGAACAUGUUGCAGAUGUGAAUUGGAUUUUGACAACAACGAAAAUGGAACAAAAUCUAUUUCUCACUGUCAAUAUCACCCAAGGGCACUUCGAUUUGAUCCUGGUCAGCUUUUUUUUUGAAUUUUUGGUUCCAUCAAGAAUUAAAUUAAUAAAAAAAUAACAAUUUUUAUAGAAAUCGGAAUAACAAUUCAUAGCUGUUGUGGAGAGCUUCAAAAUGAAUCAAAUGGAUGUCGAGCAACUCUCUGCCAUGUAUUCGAUCACCAAUAUUCAUCGGAACUCAGCAAUUUUUUACCAACACCACUCGAACGAGGAAAUAACGAUCCUAGAUCAAAAGGAGUUUAUGCAAUUGAUUGUGAAAUGGUAUACACAAAGUCUGGUCCUGCUGCCAGAAUGUCAAUGGUGAAUUUUAAUGGGGAUCUGGUUUUGGAUAUGAUUGUCAAACCGCCAACUGAAGUCAUUGAUGCAAAUACAGAAUUCUCGGGAUUGACUAUCGAGCAAGUUAAUGAAGCAAAAGGAACUUUAGAAAAGGUGAGUUUCAUUCGAAAAUCCUUUUCUAAAUUUUUGUAAUCAUUUUUUUAAACUUUAUUUUUUCAGUGUCGCCAGAAAAUGUUUGAAUUUAUCAAUGCCGAAUCAAUUCUUAUUGGCCACUCUCUUGAAUCCGACUUGAAAGCGUUGAGAAUUGUUCAUAUGAAUGUUAUCGAUACUGCGAUUCUUUUCCAAACUGGAAAACAUAAACCAUCACUCCGAAGUUUGGCACAGAAACAUCUCGGAAAAUCAAUUCAAAACGACAAUUCUUCAAAUAUCGGACAUGAUUCUGAAGAAGAUGCGCGGACUUGCAUCGAGCUUGUUAAAACUCGUAUUAUGAGUGAAUUGAUGAUGUAA